Molecule: messenger RNA, 477 nt
Organism: Trichosurus vulpecula (common brushtail)
Lineage: Eukaryota; Metazoa; Chordata; Mammalia; Diprotodontia; Phalangeridae
Product: low molecular weight phosphotyrosine protein phosphatase-like
Exons: 1
Coding region: 1-477 (158 amino acids)
Biological process (GO): protein dephosphorylation
Cellular component (GO): cytoplasm
Molecular function (GO): non-membrane spanning protein tyrosine phosphatase activity; acid phosphatase activity
Source: RefSeq, a predicted model, not a curated record
AUGGCUGCAGAGGGAAUGAGGUCUGUGCUGUUCGUGUGUCUGGGUAAUAUUUGUCGCUCACCUAUAGCAGAAGCAGUUUUUAGGAAACUUGUAACUGAGCAAAAUAUUUCAGAUAAGUGGAUCACUGACAGUGGUGCCUACUCUGACUGGAAUGUGGGGCUUUCCCCAGAUGCAAGAGCUAUAAACUGCCUAAGAGAUCAUGGCAUUAAUACAAGUCAUAAAGCAAGACAAAUUACCAAUGAAGAUUUCCUGACCUUUGAUUAUAUACUGUGUAUGGAUGAAAGCAACUUGAGAGAUUUGAAUAGAAAAGGUAAUCAAGUUAAAAACUACAAAGCUAAAAUUGAACUUCUUGGAAGCUAUGAUCCACAGAAACAACUUAUUAUUGAAGAUCCGUAUUAUGGAAAUGACUCUGACUUUGAGAGUGUAUAUGAGCAAUGUGUGAGGUGCCACAAAGCAUUUUUGGAAAAAUCUCGUUAA